Molecule: messenger RNA, 1573 nt
Organism: Oxyura jamaicensis (ruddy duck)
Lineage: Eukaryota; Metazoa; Chordata; Aves; Anseriformes; Anatidae
Product: T-lymphocyte surface antigen Ly-9-like
Biological process (GO): T cell activation
Cellular component (GO): external side of plasma membrane
Source: RefSeq, a predicted model, not a curated record
UGUCCCCUUGAGCACGGUGCCCCCAGACCCCCUUCGUUUCGUGCUCGGGGCUCAGCCUGGUUUUUCUCCCCAGCGGGCGCCAGCAGCGUGUUAGAAGUGGAUGGAGCCGAGGGCAGGUCCGUCACGUUUCACCUUCAGAACCUGAAAGGAGAAAAUUUGGCCUGGAACUUUGGUGGAGAAACCAUACUUUCCAUCAGACUGGGAGAGUCCCCCGACCCCUCGUUUUAUGAGGACUCCUACAGGUCGCGCGUGACCUUCCCCGAGGACGGCAGCGCGCUCACCAUCUCCCAGCUGGGGAAGAGCGAUGCCGGCACCUACACAGCAAAAACCUCCUCGUUUAAAGCCAGCUUCAUCCUGCGGGUGUACAGCGUGCUGCAGGAGCCGGCGGUGACCUGCGCGGUGUGGAACUGCUCGGCCCACGGCUGCCGCUACACCCUGCGCUGCGCCGUGCACACCCCCGGGAACAAAUCCUUCUCCUGGAGCCUCGGCCAGCGGCUGGAUGCCGAGGGGCCCGAGCUGGUGGUGGAGGGUCCCCCCCCGGGGGAGCUGGAUGUGCUGUCCUACACCUGCACCGUGCGAAACCCCGUCAGCAGCCGCAACGCCACCGUCUCGCCCGCCGCCGUCUGCGCAGACAGCUACAGCGGCACCUUCACCGGCACCGUCACCGCGAUGGUGAGCGUGGCGCUCAUAUGCUUGGCUGUGUUCUUGGCCUUCGUGAUAUUCCGAGAAAUAAAAAGCUGUUUUUCACCAGCAUCUUGCUGUGACUCUCUUUGGCUGCCGGCGCACAGCUGUGGCUCUGCAGGGUUGGUGCCGGGAUCCCCCCAGCCCUCGGCGAGGAGCCGGGAGCGCGCCGGGGAUGCCGCAGCCGGCUCCGGUGCUGACCUGCCCCUUUUUUUUCUCCUUGCAGAGGUGGCAGCAGAAUACGUGACGGUGUACGCUGAGGUCGGCAUUGCCCCGCAGGAUUUCCCUCGUGCACAGAAAAAUGACCCAAAGAAGACGCCAGCCCCUGGGGCGGAGACCUCCAAAACCAUUUAUUCCACCAUCCAGGCCAUGGCCCAGGUGGACGAGCUGGGCGGCAGCACGCUGGGGUGCUAGGAGCGGAUGAGCCUCCAGUGGCCGGUCAGUGAGCGGGGUGCCAAGGCACAGGCAGAGCCCGUGAGCCUGCUCCGCUCGUGGUGCCAGCACGCCGGGCUGUGGCAUCCCCUCCCGGCUCAGCACCACCGCCCGGGGCACCCCGGCACGAGGACGUAAGCACCUGGGGGACGUGGUGCAGGCCGAGAUGCUCGUCUGGCGCCGGAGCCGUGCCCGUGCUUUGGCAUCCAGGUGAGACUCGGGCUCCUCUUUCUGCACUCUCUGGCCAGAGAAAGACGGAACAAAACUGCGGCUGCCAACCCAGCCCCGCCACGCAGAGACCUCGCUCCUGGGAGGCUCCCGCAGCGAGGAGGCUGCGCAAGGGGACGGGAAGACCCGAGGAGAGUCCUAAAGCCACGAUUUUAUUACUACGCUCUUUAACUGUGCAAAUACUUUUGACUUCUUCGGUUAUGGGACAAAGAGAAAGUAAAAAUAGCACUUU